AGUUAUCUCAUUACGAAAAAGCAAUUCAUCUUUUUUUAACCGGAGGUCUUGUUAGCUCACGUACGAUUUGGUUGUUUGAUACCAGGAACCCGAGGUUCGAACACCAUCCAUAUAGUAUUGUUGUUUGUUAACACAAAGUUUGCUUUUCAGUUAAUUACUCUGAUUUUAAUUGAGACUGGACAAACCACGAUGAGGCCUGUGACUCAGCGCACUGCAAAGCAGCUGCUCCACAGCAAGUUCGUUGUGGUCUUAGGCGAUUCAAUUCAACGCUCGGUUUACAAGGAUCUAGUCCUCAUGUUGAGGAGAGAUGCGUAUUUAAGUGUAUCACAGCUAAAAAGCAAGGGUGAGUUUUCCUUUGAGCAAGACUUUCUGGUAGAAGGUGGCCGACUAGGUGAAAUGAAUAAUGGCACUGCCUAUAAAGAAGUGAGACAGUACAGAACGGAUCACCACUUGAUCCGUUUCUAUUUUGUCACGCGUGUUUUUUCACGCUACAUGGAGAGCAUCUUGACUGACUUUGAAACAGGAAUGAAACCAGACCUGGUCAUCGUCAAUUCUUGUGUGUGGGACAUAUCAAGGUACAGCCGUGAAUGGGCAACCGAAUAUAGAAACGACCUUAACACAUUCUUCAGUAAACUGAAGGCCAUUUUGCUCACAGAAAGCCUGGUCGUGUGGAACAUGACCAUGCCUUUGGGAAAGAAGAUUGUGGGUGGAUUCUUGGUUCCAGAGAUCCAACACAUGGGUCCCACAUUGAGAUUCGACGUGAUCGAAGCAAACUACUUUGGAGCCACUCUUGCCAAUGAGUACGGCUUUGAUGUGCUAGACUUUCACUUCCAGUUCCGGUUCAGCCUGCAACAUCGUAUGCAGGAUGGUGUACACUGGAAUGCUGUGGCCCACCGGCAGAUUACAUGCCUGCUACUGGAGCAUGUAGCGCAGGCGUGGGGAGUGGAACUGCCAGAUCAUGACCAGGUUAAGGCAGAUGGUCACCCACCAUUACAUGACAGCCAUAACUGGAAGACUGCUACCUCAAGUGCUCUCGUACGCCAUCAAGGUCCUCUAUAUAGCAACGAGAGAGGCUUCAAUCCACCUGUGAUGCCUGCCAUCCAUUAUAACAAUGCUCCAGCCUGGACACAAGGCCAAAUGAUGAGGCAGUUCAGUGGCUUUGGGUCACAGUUCAGCGGCUAUGGUGCACAGUUCUACAGCGACAGUGUACCUCCCCACUUAACAGCAGGAUACCAGAGCUUUGAAAGGGAACCCUUCUACAGAGGUGUUAAUUCAGCUGCUGCCCCCUACUGGCCAGUGAACAACUUUGUCAUGAAACGCAAACAGAGAAGACCAUAUAAUCCUUACACACGAGAGAGACCACGUACUUACAGAUACUAAAUCGACUCUGUUCUCAUUGUGUAUGGACAGAAUGAGGCAUUGUUGAAUCUCUUCCUUUAAACCUUUCAAGUAAAAAUACACAUUCUGCAUGGUAAUUAAGCACCUUGUUGGAAUUAUAGGAAUUGUUGUUUUGUAGGUUGCGUACAUGUUUAUCAAGUGCUGAAAUGUUGUUUAUUCAUAUUUUCUUAUAAGUGAUGCUUGUUUAUAGAGCCUUUCUAUGUUAUAUGAUUCUUGUGUUACAAAAACACUGAACUGAUAUUGUAACUGAUUUGCCACUGAUGGAAAAAUUAAGCACCACAGGACAAAACAUUUCUUUUAAUUCUGAAAUAAACAUUUAUUUUUUA
Molecule: messenger RNA, 1724 nt
Organism: Sinocyclocheilus rhinocerous
Lineage: Eukaryota; Metazoa; Chordata; Actinopteri; Cypriniformes; Cyprinidae
Gene: fam113
Product: family with sequence similarity 113
Exons: 9
Coding region: 190-1380 (396 amino acids)
Source: RefSeq, a predicted model, not a curated record